Messenger RNA from Bipolaris maydis ATCC 48331, 1488 nucleotides. Lineage: Eukaryota; Fungi; Ascomycota; Dothideomycetes; Pleosporales; Pleosporaceae. The record is from RefSeq and is a predicted model, not a curated record.
AUGACGCUGUCAGUGUCAGACCAAUGCCGCUCCUGCAUCGCUAUUCUCCAAGAAGUCAUUUCUGCCCCACCCCACCCAGAUCGCAGCGGCAACAAUGCCAUAAACCUUCUAAUGAGGGAGGAGCUGGACAGGUUCAGUCUUUUUGUUGGAAAUAUUGGAGCUCUCCAUCAACCCGAGUCACCCAUGUCCAUCGAAUCACGACUACAAAGAGCCCAUGAUGUGCUUGCUCACAUUUUGGGUCUCCUAGACGACUUGAAAGAAGUUACUGGAGAACUCUUGGAUAUUGUCUCUGGCAAAAGAGAAGGAUUUGUCUCAGUUGUUGACGGGACUGAUGAUGAAUGUGGAAGAGAGAUCAGUGAAGUAAACGAGCUUCAGGAAGAGAUCAGUGGGACCGUCACCCGGCUCUUUAGAAUUUCAACCCUUAUUCAACGUGCAGCACCUACAGAUGUUUUUGCGAAAGCUCUCAGCCGUAAUAAAUAUCACUUCAAUGACCAGUUCGACAUUUCCCAUGUUGGCGAAAAAUAUCCGAAACUUGCCACAAAGGACUCGGCCUGGCUACGUCAACGGCUUGGGAGAGCUAUUACGCAAAGAAGGCAUUACCUCAGCUACAUACAGGACCACCGUGAGAAACUGGCAGAUCCACUCAAUCACCAUGGAAAGUCGGGUGGCUCGGCCUACAAACCUCAGAUUCCUAACAUCAAGCAGUCGCUGGGUUCGAAGCCAACGCUAGAUAGGGAGAGUCUACCUUCCUUCUUCACUAAGGCCACCACUAUUGCCACCGAAAAUCUCGCGCCUGAACUGAAUUUUGCCGAUGAAUCAGAUCCAGAUGAUGCUCGUUCUUACACAACAAUAUCCCGCUCGAUGGAUGGUGAUCAUGAGGCAUGCUCCAAUGUUCGCAUCCCAAAGCUCGAUUCUUUACGCACUGAUUAUGGGAAAGAGUUCGAAUGCCCAUUCUGCUUUCGCAUCAAAAAGUUCAAGAGUGAGCGUGUGUGGAAAAAGCACGUCUUCUCAGAUCUUCGUCCAUACGUCUGCACGUUCCCAGACUGUGAUUCACCAUAUUUUGGUGACAUCAACAAAUGGUUCCAGCAUGAAAUGACAUUUCAUCGCGUGAGUUUCGAGUGCUUCCUGUGUUCGAAAUUUUUCAACCAAGAGGACAAAUACACCCUCCAUAUAAAACGGGAGCAUGAUGAGACUUUGGAUGAUGGUGGGGAACAAGCAGCAAGAGAUCUCUCUCGAAAGCCACUGGCUCAGAUUCCAGCAACCGACUGUCCUUGCUGCUCUGACUGGUCUACUCGUUUGGAAGAGCAAGUCAUUCAAACGAGUGGAUCAGCACCUACAGGAAUACUGGCUGUUACUCCAACAGUCUUUAAACGUCACCUCGCAGGCCAUCUUGAGCAACUUGCGCUUUUUGCAAUCCCUAUCGGCGUUUCAACUGAUGCCAACGAUGAUUCGAAUGCUGCCAUGGAGGAGACAAAGAGUAAGCGGACA